Molecule: messenger RNA, 1385 nt
Organism: Syzygium oleosum
Lineage: Eukaryota; Viridiplantae; Streptophyta; Magnoliopsida; Myrtales; Myrtaceae
Product: cytochrome c-type biogenesis ccda-like chloroplastic protein 2
Exons: 13
Coding region: 177-1163 (328 amino acids)
Biological process (GO): cytochrome complex assembly
Cellular component (GO): membrane
Source: RefSeq, a predicted model, not a curated record
CAGGAGGAGGAGGAGAAGAAGAAGAAGAAGAAUGAACGGUCUGAGCGGCAGCUGCUGCUUGAGCUCCUGCAGAAUCUCGAACCACAGGCCUGGCGGCCGAAGCAGCUCUCACGGAUUGAAGUUUCUCUCGAAUUUCAUUCUCUGUGGAAGGGAACAAUCGUGGCGCUCCGGUCAAAAUGGUUAGGAGAUCUUCAGGACCUACGAAGCAUCAUCGAGACAUCGUUCCUUCUUCUGGAGCUAGUGGUCUCACCAAAUUUGAGAAGAAGACGCUGCUCAGUUCUAUCGCAGUGGCGAAUUUGAUUGCAGUAGAUGUGGCAAAGGCAUUGAGCACCGAGAAUGUAAUGAAUUAUUUUCCUUCGGGUCAGGAAGUGGCUGCUCCGUUUUGUACCAUAGCUGAUGGAAAUCUUGGAGAUUGGUUUGGAGGCUUCCUAUACACAGCUGGACAACAGGCCAAUGAAGCCGUUCAAGAUCAACUUUCUGCACUCAGUUUUACUAGUUUGGCGGUUAUAUUUGGGGCCGGGCUUGUGACCAGCCUCUCACCAUGUACAUUGAGUGUAUUACCUCUGACUCUUGGUUACAUAGGAGCAUUUGGUUCCGGAAAAGGCAGGACAGAGAUCAUUGGGGAUUCAAUUGCAUUUGCGUUAGGACUAGCCACUACGCUGGCACUUCUAGGAGUUGGAGCCUCAUUUGCUGGAAAGGCAUAUGGCCAGAUAGGGCAAGGAUUACCCGUGGCUGCUUCUGCUCUGGCUGUUAUUAUGGGUCUAAAUCUCCUUGAGAUAAUCGAGUUUCAGCUUCCGUCAUUCUUCGACAACUUUGAUCCCCGUGCUGCUGCUGCCAAUUUCCCAUCAAGUGUGCAAGCAUAUUUAGCAGGCCUUACGUUUGCAUUAGCAGCUUCUCCUUGCAGUACACCUGUUCUCGCCACUCUGUUGGGAUAUGUUGCUGCAUCUAGGGAUCCGGUAAUUGGGGGAAGCUUACUUCUAACAUAUACAACCGGUUAUGUAACUCCUUUACUUCUUGCUGCUUCUUUUGCCGGAGCAUUGCAGAGCCUGCUUUCAUUCCGCAAGUUCUCGGCAUGGAUCAAUCCCGUGAGUGGUGCACUUCUCUUGGGAGGGGGCAUUUACACGAUUCUAGAUAGGCUUUUCCCACCAACAAUGGCAAUGUAGACAGUAAAUAAUGGUCAUGAACAGAAUAGACAAUUGAGGAACAUCUCUUCACAAUGAUUCGCGCUCACUGUGACGCUCAGGGUUUCACAACUUAUGUAUACGACGAUGAUCGAUAUGGAAGAUAUGGAAAAAGUGAGGACGAAAGAGGCAGAACAUGGACCUGCCCUCUUCGAUCUUUCCAUCUUUUGUUUUGUUUUUCUGGUUGAGUAUUGCCCUUAAGAA